CGUCUUUUCAAUUCAUUUAUCUGCAGGAAUGAUUGCCGCUAUCAGUCUCGCGUUCACCGCCCGGCUGAGGAGGUGAAAGUUUCUCCCCAGGAAGAUAAACCGCAAAAGACAAUAUUGUGCAUGAUUUGCGCCUUUUUUUUUGCAUAGCGAAAAAAAAGGGCGAAAAAAAAAAGAGGAGAGAGAGAGAGAGAGAAAAAGGGAGAAGAAAGAGUGUGGGGAGCUCGAAGAGAAGAGAAAAAUCUCUCGGCCACUUUGCAACAUUCCUAUAGCUAAAAAAUAACUGAAGGGAGUUGAUUUUUUUUGUUUUGUUUUGUUUUUUAUUUUUUGCCGUGUGUGUUGGUCUCUCUCCAUUUCUGUUACUUGCAGCCAGUUUAUUUUUUACCCCCGGGCCUCCCUCCCCACUUCAAACCUCCCCGAAAAGUCUCAUCAGAGAGACAGUGCGGUUUUUUGUGCAUGUCUGUCUUAUUCUAGCUUUCUUGCUUAUUUGCAACUGCGAGAUCUCCCCACUUUUUGUUUCCUUUCGGGGCGCUGAUGCCGACGGGGGUGUUUUUGAUGUGGUUGCUUUGGUGGUGAUUGUCGCUGACUUUCCAGAGAGGGUGUUUUUGCUGCUGCUGCUGCUCCUCCGUGUUUUUUUUUCCCGGGUUGCUGCAUUGAGAGUGGGAAGAUGCUUCUGGAUGCUGGACCGCAGUAUCCCGCUAUAGGAGUCACUACCUUCGGAUCGUCUCGCCACCACUCCACGGGCGAUGUAACGGACAGAGAAGUGGGGCUGGGGAUCAACCCCUUCGCCGACGGAAUGGGCGCCUUUAAAAUUAACCCCAGCACACACGAGCUGGCCUCGGCCGGCCAGACCGCCUUCACCUCGCAGGCACCCGGCUACGCGGCGGCGGCGCUGGGUCACCACCACCACCCGACCCAUGUCAGCUCCUACUCCAGCGCAGCCUUCAACUCCACCCGGGACUUUCUCUUCCGCAACCGGGGCUUUGGCGAGGCGGCGGCGGCCAGCGCCCAGCACAGCCUCUUCGCUUCGGCCGCGGGCAGCUUCGCCGGACCCCACGGACACACUGACGCUGCAGGACACAUACUUUUCCCGGGGCUUCACGAGCAAGCCGCGAGCCAUGCUUCUCCCAACGUGGUGAACGGGCAGAUGCGCCUGGGCUUCUCCGGAGACAUGUACGGGAGGCCAGAUCAGUACGGCCAGGUCACUAGCCCCCGAUCUGAGCACUAUGCAUCCACUCAGCUCCACGGCUACGGCCAUAUGAACAUGAACAUGGCAGCCCACCAUGGGGCAGGGGCCUUCUUUCGCUACAUGAGGCAGCCCAUCAAGCAGGAACUCAUCUGUAAGUGGAUUGAGCCCGAGCAAUUGUCAAACCCCAAAAAGUCCUGCAACAAAACUUUCAGCACAAUGCACGAGCUGGUGACUCAUGUCACAGUGGAGCACGUUGGAGGACCCGAGCAGUCCAAUCACAUAUGUUUCUGGGAAGAGUGUCCAAGAGAGGGGAAACCUUUCAAGGCCAAAUAUAAACUUGUAAAUCACAUCAGAGUCCACACAGGUGAAAAACCCUUCCCCUGCCCUUUCCCAGGCUGUGGGAAAGUGUUUGCCAGAUCAGAAAAUCUCAAAAUACACAAAAGAACUCACACAGGUGAAAAACCAUUUAAGUGUGAAUUCGAGGGCUGUGACAGGCGCUUUGCAAAUAGCAGCGACCGCAAAAAGCAUAUGCAUGUGCACACUUCUGACAAACCCUAUCUCUGCAAAAUGUGCGAUAAGUCCUACACUCACCCAAGUUCCCUCAGAAAACACAUGAAGGUCCAUGAGUCAUCCUCCCAGGGGUCCCAGCCUUCUCCCGCCGCCAGCUCAGGCUACGAAUCCUCAACGCCCCCAACAAUCGUGUCUCCAUCUACAGAAAACCAGACCACAAGCUCCUUAUCCCCCUCCUCUUCAGCAGUCCAUCACACGUCCAGCCACAGCACGCUUACAUCAAAUUUUAACGAAUGGUACGUUUAAAACAAAAACAAACAAACAACAAACAAACAAAAACCCUAUUUAAAAGACUCCAAAAUUAAUGAACACUUCGAAAGCAAAAUAAAUACAUAAAUAAAUCAAAAGCUGCCAGUAGACCCAGGACCGAAUAAAAUGAAGAAUCAUUUUCUGUUUUGUUUUGUUUUGUUCAAAGGCUUGGUAGGCAAAGGGGUUAGUAGAAUGCAUGAGAGGACAAGGUUACCAGGCCAAAUGCCAAAUGUGUAGGGCUGGACUGGAACCACUGAUUAGAGGUCUCAAACUGCAUGUCUCCUUGGGCAGCGGCUUUUUUUAAUGUAAAUACAGAAUUAUUAGCUUAAAAUGUACUGUUUGAUUUUGUAAAUAGUCAUAUCGCAAGUUGAAUAAGGGGAUAUGUGGAACUGUGGUCUUUGCAUAUAUGUGAGGGAA
This is a messenger RNA of Trachemys scripta elegans, 2422 nucleotides long. It is a transcript of the gene ZIC1, whose product is annotated as Zic family member 1. NCBI's taxonomy places the organism in Eukaryota, Metazoa, Chordata, Testudines, Emydidae. The record is from RefSeq and is a predicted model, not a curated record. The transcript is spliced from 3 exons. Gene Ontology annotation, biological process: regulation of transcription by RNA polymerase II; central nervous system development. Gene Ontology annotation, molecular function: DNA-binding transcription factor activity, RNA polymerase II-specific; RNA polymerase II cis-regulatory region sequence-specific DNA binding. Gene Ontology annotation, cellular component: nucleus. Bases 665 to 2002 code for a protein of 445 amino acids.